CCGCCAUCUUGCUUUUCUCUUUGAUCCAGUCAUGUCGAAGGCGGCGAAAUCCAAAAAGGAACAUAAUGUUAUAACAGCAUUGAUAGAGAAAUAUAGAAAAUUGCCGUUUCUCUGGAAGAAGGAGCAUGAAGAGUAUUCGAAUAAAGCAGUAAGGGAAGAAGGAUACAAAGCGUUGCUUGAUAUUUAUCAAAAUUGGGAUGAAGAUAGUACUAUAACGACGCUUAAGAAAAAAAUUGAUAACUUACGCUCGAAUUACUUAAAGGAAUAUAAAAAGGUCAUAGCAUCACAACAACUAGGUGGUAAAGUUCAUGUGCCAACUUUGUGGUAUUACCAUUUACUAACUUUCCUGAACGACCGACGUAAUGAUGAUGAUGACGAGAAUGGUUUACAUUCACAGGACCCUUUAGAAGAUGAUCAAUCAUUGGACAAUGGGGAAACUAUCAUAAAAAUUGAAGUAGAGCAACCAUCUGACGACGAAACAAUUGAACCAAUCGUAAAAAAUGAACCCAGUCCCAGUACUCUAAACACUAGAAAAAGAAAACUAGGCAGACCACUAAUAGAAAGAUCACAUCCUUCAGAAUUAGCAAGAAGAUUCCUUCCUAAUUUUCAACGUAACGAAUCCUGGGAAGUCGCAUACGGUAAAUCAAUCGGGCAUCAAAUGAAGGAUCUAAAGGGAGAACAGUUGGUGAUCUGUCAGAAGCUAAUUUCUGAUGCUAUAUUUUUUGCCAAACUUAAUAAGUUGAAUGAAAAUUCACAAGUUGUGAAUCCUGACACGGAACCACAAUUUCUGGAACAUAGUUAUGUCUAA
This is a messenger RNA of Cydia splendana, 808 nucleotides long. RefSeq lists its product as uncharacterized. The record is from RefSeq and is a predicted model, not a curated record. Lineage: Eukaryota; Metazoa; Arthropoda; Insecta; Lepidoptera; Tortricidae. The transcript is spliced from 3 exons. The coding region runs from base 32 to 808 and encodes 258 amino acids.